CAGCCACUAGCCCUGUGCAUCACCACAGCUGAGCCCCAUGGAGCUGAUGGCUAUCGUGCUGCUAGUAGUGACUGCAGGUGCUGCAGUGUCCGCCCAGGACGACGGGGGCCGGAUCAUCGGCGGGUACACGUGUCCCCGCUACUCCCAGCCCUGGCAGGCCUUCAUCUACGGCCCGCUGCAGUGUGGGGGCAUCCUGGUCGACAGGAGCUGGGUGCUAUCUGCCGCCCAUUGCUACAGACCCGGCCUGCGGGUGCGGCUCGGGGAGCACAACCUGGCGGUGCGGGAGGGCCCGGAGCAGGACCGAGUCGUGUCCGGCGCCAUCCUGCACCCCGGCUACAACCGCUUCACCCUGGACAACGACCUCAUGCUGCUCAAACUGGCGCAACCGAUCACCAUCGGCACGACCGCCCGCCCCGUCACGCUGCCCACGGCCUGCGCGCCCACCGGGACCGCCUGCCUCAUCUCGGGCUGGGGCACCGUCACCACCCCCCAAGCCACAUUCCCCAACCUCCUGCAGUGCGGAAACGUCCAGAUCAUCUCAGCCCAGAGCUGUCGGGCUUCCUAUCCCGGCCGGGUCACCACCAACAUGGUGUGCGCGGGCGUCAUGGGUGGGGGCAUCGACUCCUGCCAGGGUGACUCGGGUGGGCCUCUGCUCUGCGCUGGGCAGCUCCAGGGCAUCGUGUCCUGGGGGCUGCAAACCUGCGCCCAGUCCAACAGGCCUGGCGUCUACACCAAGGUCUGCAACUACGUAGCGUGGAUCCGCAGAGCCAUCCAGAUGAAUUGA
Messenger RNA from Gopherus evgoodei (Goodes thornscrub tortoise), 784 nucleotides. Its product is annotated as trypsin-like. Gene Ontology annotation, biological process: proteolysis. The transcript has 5 exons. Lineage: Eukaryota; Metazoa; Chordata; Testudines; Testudinidae. Gene Ontology annotation, molecular function: serine-type endopeptidase activity. The record is from RefSeq and is a predicted model, not a curated record. Bases 38 to 784 code for a protein of 248 amino acids.